Populus euphratica (Euphrates poplar) is the source of this 1605-nucleotide messenger RNA. Its product is annotated as LEC14B homolog. The transcript is spliced from 9 exons. Gene Ontology annotation, biological process: proteasome-mediated ubiquitin-dependent protein catabolic process. Lineage: Eukaryota; Viridiplantae; Streptophyta; Magnoliopsida; Malpighiales; Salicaceae. Bases 1 to 1173 code for a protein of 390 amino acids. The record is from RefSeq and is a predicted model, not a curated record. Gene Ontology annotation, cellular component: Cul4-RING E3 ubiquitin ligase complex. Gene Ontology annotation, molecular function: protein binding.
AUGAAUAGGAUACAUAAGAUUACUGAUCAGUGUGGUGAUAAAGUUGCUGCCGAGGGAUCCGCUCCUAGUCAAGGACCCAAUGAGAUUUUUUACCAUGAGAUUGCUCAACUCACAAAGCUUAGGUCACGGCCUCAUGAGCUUUUGAGCAAGGACAUGCCUGGCAGGUCGAGGCUGCCCGUCUCAACUAUGAAAAUGUUGUUGUCAUGUUUUAAGUCGAUAUUUGCCUGUAAAUGGUCUUGCACGGUAGAGCAGUUGGAUAGUAGGACUUAUGUUUCUCAGUUUUCAGAUGACGGUACUCUUUUCAUUGCGGGAUGUCAGGGAAGCCACAUUAGGAUAUAUAAUGUGGAUAAGGGAUGGAAAGUUAAGAAGGACAUUUUAGCCAAAAGUUUAAGAUGGACGAUCACUGAUGCAUGUCUUUCUCCCAAUCAGCACUAUCUUGUGUAUGCUAGUUUGUCACCUGUUGUCCAUAUUGUGAAUAUUGAAUCUGCUGCAACAGAGUCACUGGCAAAUGUAACGGAAAUUCAUGAUGUUUUGAAUUUUUCUGGCAAUGAUGAUGAUUAUGAUGACUUUGGGAUUUUCUCUGUAAAGUUUUCAACUGAUGGGCGAGAGCUUGUAGCUGCAAGUAGUGAUAAUUCAAUAUAUAUUUAUGAUCUUGAAGCAAAUAGUUGCAGCCUCCGAGUUCUGGCACAUAAGUCUGAUGUUAACACGGUUUGUUUUGCGGAUGAAGCUGGCCAUCUCUUAUAUUCUGGAAGUGAUGAUAACCUCUGUAAGGUGUGGGAUAGGCGAUGCUUUAUCUCAAAAGGGAAAGCAGCAAGGGUCUUGAUGGGACAUCUAGAAGGCAUUACAUUCAUAGACAGUCGUAGAGAUGGGCUUUACUUUAUUUCUAAUGGAAAGGAUCAGACUACCAAACUAUGGGAUAUACGAAAGAUGUUAAGAUUAGGUUUCACCAAUUUGAUGAUCACUUGUUGCAGCACCGGCCAGAAGUACAUCUACACUGGAUCUAGUGAUUGUUCUGUUUAUAUUUAUGAUCUGGUGAGUGGAGCCCUAGUUGCAACACUUGAUCAUCAUGAAGGUCUUGUAAGAGAUUGUAAUUGGCAUCCUUUUUACCCUAUGAUCGUCAGCUCUUCAUGGGACUGUGUCCUUGCCAGAUGGGAAUUUCCCGGCUGUGGAUAAGCACCUGCUCCAUCAAGAUGAAUGUCUACAGAGGUGGGUUCUCUAGGAAUUCGAUAACUCAAAAGUUGAUUGAUUGUUGCAUGCAUGAUUUUUGUUCUUUUCUCCAUAGCAUGUGAUCUAUUGCCUUGUGCUUGUAAGGGUCCCACACGAGGUCACUGCCAUUAAUAAAACGAAAUUAAACGUGCAGUUGGUGAAGGUAAAGAGCAUCAGUUUCUUUUUUGUUUGGUGUCAUUGAUGCGGCCUGUAUAUAAACCUAAUUGUGACAAUGAGUUCAGCAGCUUCAUAACAUUGUUUCUGGUUACAAACUGCUGGGUGCUGCAGCCACCUUUCUAUAUUUAGCUAGCUCGUUACACUCUUGCAGCCUGCACAUUCUGUAAUCAUACUUGCCCUUUUCCCCUUCAAAUAAAGUCAUAAUCAUGUAAUGUUCGUCCA